AAGGCCCACCGUCCAUGAGAGCGACGAGCAAGCGCAGCAGAUAUCAAGCGCGCGUCCCCUCUCGUCCUUCCCCCCUCCGCCUCACUCUCUCUCUCCUCCCCCACCUCCGUCCCUCCGGCCGCCGCCGCGGGCGCCAGAGAUCUCCACAGAGUCUUCCAAUCCCCACCCCGCCCGCCUCCAGGGUCCACGGGUUCCUCCCGCCUGCCUCCCCCGAGCGAGGUCGGUCGCGCCCUGUCCCGGAUCCGCCAUUCCCGGUUCCGCGCCUGGUUUCCUGCUCCGGCUGCGUGGUUCCUGGCUGUCGCGUCCCCGCUCUUGGACCGGGCUCUCCUGGCCUGCCGUUCGCAGGAUCUCGGGCCAGAUCCUGCCCCGCAUGGGGUGUCGUCGGUUCUCAGCCUAGCGGCGCCGCGCCAUUGCCCCCACCAUCACGGAGCAAUCGCUUGCGCGGUUCCUUCGGUUAUCUGAGCUGCGGGAAAUCCCCCGAUUGUUUCUUUCGUCGUGCACCAAUCGCCCUUGCUGCUCCCCGAAUCAGCAGAUCCAGUCCGCCGGGCCUUUUGCUUGUCCCUAAUUUGAGGCAGACUGGUCCCCAUCAAUCAAUCGCUCUCAAUCCCCCCUGCGUUUCCCCUGAUCCCUGCCCCCUCCCACCAUCACCACCAACAAACCACGCACCCAAGAUCCGCCGCUGCAUUGGCCGCGGCCGGCGUGCAUUCUGCGAAUCCGGGUGAUCCAAGAGGCCGCAGCAGGCGCGGCAGCCGCUGGCCGGAGAUGACGUCGCCGUACGCGUCGCCGUUCCUGCUCUCCCUGCUCCUGCUCAUCUCCAUCCCGGUCGUCUUCCUCCUUGCCCCGCGCCUGCUCCCGCCCAAGACGCUCCCGGCCAUCCCGGACGCCGACGAGUCCGACGACCUCGCGCUCUUCCGCCGAGCCAUCCUCUCCUCCUCUUCGGCCACUCCCACGCCCACCUCCGCGGCCUCCUACUUCUUCCGCCGCCGUCCGGCGCCCAAGGUCGCUUUCCUCUUCCUCACCAACUCGGACCUCGUCUUCUCCCCGCUCUGGGAGAAGUUCUUCCGCGGCCACACCCACCUCUUCAACCUCUACGUCCACGCCGACCCCUACUCCGUCCUCGAGCUGCCGCCCACGCCAUCCUUCCGCGGCCGCUUCGUCCCCGCCAAGGCCACGCAGCGCGCCUCCCCUACACUCAUCUCCGCCGCGCGCCGCCUCCUCGCCACCGCGCUCCUUGACGACCCCAACAACCAGUUCUUCGCGCUCCUGUCGCAGUCCUGCAUCCCGCUCCACCCGUUCCCCACCCUCUACAACGCACUCCUCUCCGACAAUGCUGGCCCUCAUAGCCACCACCGCAGCUUCAUAGAGAUAAUGGACAACAUGGACAACGACACCAAGCUGCUGCAUGACAGGUACUAUGCCCGAGGUGACGAUGUCAUGCUCCCGGAGGUUCCAUAUGAUCAGUUCCGGGCUGGGUCGCAGUUCUUUGUGCUCACGAGAAGGCACGCCAUCAUGGUCGUGAGGGAUAUGCGACUUUGGAAGAAGUUCAAGUUGCCCUGUCUGAUCGAGCGCAGGGAUUCAUGCUACCCGGAGGAGCAUUACUUCCCCACACUGCUGGAUAUGCAGGAUCCUGAGGGUUGUACUAAGUAUACCCUUACAAGGGUAAAUUGGACGGAUUCAGUUGCAGGCCACCCACACAUGUAUGAGCCUGGAGAGGUAUCCGCAAGCUUGAUCAGGGAGCUGAGGAAGUCGAACACGACACACCCUUACAUGUUCGCCCGCAAGUUUUCUCCUGAGUGCCUUGAGCCGCUGAUGGAGAUUGUGGACUCGGUUAUCCUACGUGACUAGUCUGAAGCAACAUCGAUUUGAUGGUUGGAGUUUGUACACUGAAAUGAACCAGGUCAUGCUAGAUUCAUUGGAUCAACGUAACAAUGCCAUACUUGCUGAACCUGUGACUCUCACUGUGGUUCUUUGCUAGGUCCAAUGAACAAUGUCCAUAACGUCCUCUCCUUGUUUCAGGCAUCUAAGGAAAGUUAGACUGCAAUGCUACUUUCGCUUCCGCCGUGAUCAGAUGGACAAACGAGUAGUUUCAUCUCUGCCUUCUAGAACCUCCUCGAGGAACAACAUAUCCUCCUCUUGCCUCUUUUUUUUUUUUGAAGUUAUUCUCUUUUUUCCUGGGAAGAAGGUGCUGCUGCUGGGAGAGUACUAUGUGGCUACGAAUUGUCGCUUUGUGAGUACACUGUUCGAGCACAGCAGUUUCUUUAGUAGGGCAAUAGUUAAUGUGAUCAUCCUAUGUAUACAUGGUGAAUACAUGCUGUGAUGAUUUGUAGGUUCUGUUGCAUAUAUACCAUCUCCAACCCUGUUUUGGUCGUGCAGCCUGUAGUGCAAAACAUUGUUUUGUAUGACCAUAUGCACUAUCUGCUGGAGACAACCUUA
Zea mays is the source of this 2433-nucleotide messenger RNA. Its product is annotated as inverted formin-2-like. Gene Ontology annotation, cellular component: membrane. Lineage: Eukaryota; Viridiplantae; Streptophyta; Magnoliopsida; Poales; Poaceae. The coding region runs from base 763 to 1845 and encodes 360 amino acids. The transcript is spliced from 3 exons. Gene Ontology annotation, molecular function: glycosyltransferase activity. The record is from RefSeq and is a predicted model, not a curated record.